This is a messenger RNA of Zootermopsis nevadensis, 4584 nucleotides long. Lineage: Eukaryota; Metazoa; Arthropoda; Insecta; Blattodea; Termopsidae. The record is from RefSeq and is a predicted model, not a curated record.
AGGUUGGGUGUAGGCUAAGUGGAGCUGACCAUAGGUGGUUUAGUGUACACAGAGGUUAGGUUAGUAGUAAAUUUAGGAUUUCAGUUGAUACAGCUGCAUAAGGUCAUUCUGUUGUGUUGGUAAUCUGCAAAUCGUUAACUACCUAUAUACGAGUAUUUCCGACAUCCCAGUGAAAUUAGUAUGUUAUCUGCUUUACUGUCUGGAAAAUAUUGUCGAAACUUGUGUACCCUCGCUUGAAUUUUCUAUCCGGCCAGUGAAAACGUACAUUAGUUAAAAUAUAGACACGGAACAAAUAAUACAUGGAAUAUCUCGUAGGUGAAGCUACAGUAGGGAAGUUGACGUCGUUGAAGUUGGUGCAGUAUCAAUAUUGGCCGUGAUUUACCUUGUUGACAACGCAAGAAAUUUGUGCGGGAAGGAAUACCUUUAAGUAUUCCGUAUGAGAAUAUCUGGAGUAUAUAAUGGAAUAUCUAUAAAGUGCUUAAUUAUAUGAUCAUCGUAAUAGAUUUUUCUUGUCGCAGCGAGAAAGUAUGCUGUAUAGUCUACAGUUCCGAGGUAAAUUACCUGUAUAGAAGAAAAUCGAAGUACAGGUAUGAGAAGUAGCACGUAUUAAACAAGGUAAGAAUGCAGGGACACUGAUUGAGGCACCGCUCAUCGUGAUGAAGCAGAAAUGCAGUCUCAGGCUUAUUUUGAGUUUGCAGAUGUUACUACGGUUAAACAUGAGGUAGAAAAUAAGGAAGAGGAGAUUUCUGUACAAAAUAAAGACAGCGAAGAACAGGAGAGUCUGCCGGAAAUGGGGCCAUACUUCAAACCAGUUCUCAGAAAUGGACCAUACAGUAGUUCCAGUGAUGGGCUACAUAUAUGUAAUAUAUGCCAGAAAAGUUUUGGUGAUGGCUUCAAUCUGACAAUUCACUACCGGAUACACACAGGAGAACGUCCACAUGUGUGUAAUGAGUGUGGGAAAGGUUUUACACAGUUCAGUAAUCUUAAGAUUCAUAGCCUUGUUCAUACGGGAGAACGUCCACAUUUGUGUAAAGAGUGUGGCAGAGGUUUCCGACGUGCAGCACAUCUACAAAAACAUGCUCUUCUGCACACGGGACAGAGACCUCAUGUAUGCACUGUCUGCUCCAAGACUUUUGUAUGCCUCACGGAUCUAAAGAACCACACUUUUAUGCACACGGUAGACCGGCCACACAAGUGUGAGUUGUGCACCAAGACUUUUGCAACUCCGGCACGACUGCGAAGACAUCGUGACACACACAAGAGUUCUGCGUGAGCCUUGAGACAAUUUUUGCCAGGACAUUCUCAGAGAUAAUAGAUGUGUGGAUUAUUCAAGACAGGAUUUACAGCUCCUUAUGAUAUCAAGACUUGUCUGGAAAUUCAUCGUGGCUAUUUGAGCCCAGGGACAAGUUUUUGCAACAGUGUCUGAAGUGUGGAAAAUGCAUGAAUACACAAUAUGGAUAUUGUCAGUGUUGACCCCAAUUCUGAUCCUGCUACACAGCCACUCCACACAGUUCCUGUAAAGGAGGAGAAAAUGUUUGUCAUUUCUGAUGUGAUAGGAGGAGCCGAGUUCUUUGGUACAGAUGUGGGUCGGUACCUGUGUGCUGUAGCAGAGGGUGUUAUGAAGGCUGAACCAAAAGAAGACAUUACAGAAGUAAAGAAGGAAGUGGAGAGUGACUUAUCUGUGGAAAAUCAUCGUCUGAAUCAUCAGGGUGUGCUUGGCCUCUGUUCUGAGACAUUAGUGAAACAAGAAGAGGAAGACCAGUCUGCCGCUGCUGAUUACAUUGAACAGCCUCCACCAUCACGAUCUGUCAUUCCACUUCUUCAAAAUACACAGGGAUGUGACUCGCACAUCGCUAGUGAUUGUGGUGGCUCUUUGAAAUUAUCUGCACUUGUAAAGAAGGAGUGUUCAGGUUGUACAGAAACAUGUUCUGAAGUGUGUGCAGAUGAUAACAAAGAAUCCACCAGUGACCAUGAACAAACUGACAGCUGUGUAGAGGAUUCUAAAUCCAUAGUAGACACAUUCAUUUCUGAUUUUAGUAAAUGUGUACAGAGGUGCAGCAACAAGCCCAUGCCAGUGGAUCCUUUAGUGAUGUUGCCCAGGUCACAGCUAUCCACGGCAGAGAGUUCAGGAAUGGAGCUGCAGGACGGCGAGUCGGACGUAAGCAGCUUAAAAGGAGCGCCAGUUGUCGAACGCCCUACCGAAUGGGACGUAAAUCAACGUGCAGAUUGCCUUCAUUCUGUAAAUGAUCCGGAAGUUAAGACAAGCAUUAUCAGCCAAAAAAUAAAUAAACAUACCGCCCAGAAAAAUGUGAAAGUUGAUGAUGUGGAAAAGCUGCCAAAGGAGUAUUCUGAAAGCAAGUCAAAGCAGCAUGAUUCUGGGUCAAAUUCUGCAAAGAUUCAAGAACAAGAAUUAGUCACUGGAGGGAAAAGCAUGAUGCAAAUGGAUAAGACUGAAGAUUUACCUAUUGGCCGCGUGGCAAAGCGACCUAGGAGGUCAUCUUCGAAUUACGAGUCAAUGAAAUGUGUGAGCGAUUGUAAUUCGACAGAGGAUAAGAAUGUCGAAGUUAAGUUGGACUUAAUGAGACCAGGGGACAGCUGUCAGGUAGAACAGAAGAAAACUGUCAAAGCACGUGGAACCGUGAAACCCCACAGGGAUCUCUCUUCAAAAUAUCGGAUGAUGCGGCGUUCGAGGGCCGACGCAGAUGACGCGCCGUAUCGCUGCGAUAGGUGCGACAAGCGGUACGCCACGAGCCGUGGCCUCCGAGACCAUCACGCGUUCCAUACCGGAUCACGACCGUUCGUGUGCAAGGUGUGCGCAAAAAUGUUUCCGACGCUGAUGCGGCUCGUGAAGCAUUCCCAGAGACACACGAGGGAGAAAGCUUAUGAAUGUCAGCUGUGUGACAAGAAAUUCAGAUUCCUUAUGAGCCUCAAGAAACACAUCCUCUUCCACACAGGCGAGCGACCAUUUGAGUGCAUCCUGUGCAACAAGAGGUUCUUCACCUCUCUUGAUCUGAAGAACCACAUUCACAUCCACACUGGCGAAAAACCAUUUGCGUGCAAAUUGUGUUGGAAGGGAUUCUCAUCGGCUGCAAGUCUGAGGAAGCAUCGUUUCCACCACGCGCGAGGAAAGCCGUAUUUCUGCGGGUCGUGCAACGUGCAGUUUGAGAGGUACAAGCUUCUGAGGCUGCACAUUCAGAGACACAAGGUCAAGAAAUAUGAAUGCGGGGAGUGUCACAAAGCGUUCCCAAGUUCAGAACUGCUGGAGACGCACGCCCUGAUUCAUUCUGGCGUUCGUCCCUACGGCUGCCCCCUCUGUAACAGCACAUUUUCAAAAAUGGUUUCUCUCAUGUGUCAUUAUCACAGCCACAAGAGGUUCAAUCACCGUGGGGUCAUCUUUAAACACGUUAAAGAACCAGCAGAGACGAUGCUGACAUUUGAGUAAUUUUCAUCCAUUCUACUCUUAGUGAAGUGAAAUCGUCGCUCUGUUCUGCUUUGGUGAGCCGCGUGCUUUUGGACGUCCCGUUUCUUACGGGUAUAUAGGAUCAUAUUUUGGUGUCCCGCCGAUCAUUGAACUUGGUGGGCAGGAGAGUCGGAUGGUCCUCCGUGGACUCUGGAGAUUCGGACUCCUUGCAGAAUUGACAGCCUGUCCAGACACGUUAGAAAGAAAACUUAACUGCGUAGAGUGGAUGAUGGAAGUGAUCUCACACAUUGCUUUUCAUUUUAGUGAUUAUUCUGGGGCGCCCAGACGAGAAAUCUCGCAUCGAUUAGAAUUUGGGCAGAAACUGCUGAUGCACGCUGCUAGGCCGCUGUUCAAGCGUGCUCGGUCGUAAUGCGAUCAAAAUGUUAUAUCUUUCUGACGUAGGCGAGGCACGAUAGAUAUGCUUACAAAAUGCUGACAACAUAUUGAUCAGAAAACUGUAAGAGAGGACACCACUUGGGACACCCACUGUGGAGCUGGAAAGAUAAUAUUAAGAUGGAUGUUAAGGAAAAAGUAUGUGGGGGUGUGGACUGGAUUCAGGUGGAAAAUUCAAGGUACUUGUAACGCAGUUAUUUUCUUCUCAAGAAGUCUGCUGCAUGGGGUUUGCGGUGCUUGUAAAUUGAAAUAUUUGUUCAUAGAUGGCCCUACUGCUGUCAGACAAUUCUGUCGGAUCGUGUCGGUACUCCGAGACGGCUGGCAGUUAGUUAUUCGUGUGCAAGACGAAGUUUGUCUCAGUAUUUCGUAAUCUGUUCUCACACGCUUUCACCGAAGCUCUGUUGCGGAAGUCAGUCCGCGCGCGAUCCUGUGAGAACGGAAGCCGUAAUGCCGAGGUUUUAAACGUGACAACCGCGUUCAGUGUGUGCUGUAAAGUUUUAAGUUGAUGUGACUUAAGUUACCUGUGAUGUAAAUUACUUGUGGUCUUUAAGCGAGAGGGUCCAUGUGGUGAGUGAUAAGACCAGCGUUCAUCAUCAGUCACUUCCGCAUUGUAACUACUCCACUGAAAUGCACGAACGAAGGCAGAUGGCUGCAGGAUGCUCGACUCGUCCGCCUUCAUUCGCGCGUUUCAGUCUAAUGUCAGAAUACAUUUACAUGUGUGAACAAUAUGA